Cyprinus carpio (common carp) is the source of this 5081-nucleotide messenger RNA. RefSeq names its product transmembrane protein 132D. The record is from RefSeq and is a predicted model, not a curated record. The transcript has 9 exons. The coding region runs from base 1435 to 4725 and encodes 1096 amino acids. Lineage: Eukaryota; Metazoa; Chordata; Actinopteri; Cypriniformes; Cyprinidae.
AUAAAGUUUGCAGUAUUUUAUUUUUGUUUAGUUUUUUUUUUUUUUAACCCCAGGCAGUUUUAAAACUGUUUGGGUUUGAGCUACUUUUGUUUUUGUUUUUUUGAUGGCUAAACUAAUUAACGAUGGAAACAAUGGCUAAUGGACCAGAUCUGGACAAGGAUUUUGAGGAAACGAACAAUAAUUUUGAAGGAGACACUGCUUUGAAAAGACGGAUUAUGAAAGACAAUGGAAAGGAUGACAAUGAAACAUGGGCAACUGUGGUAUCGAGAAGGAAGAGAAAUGGAGCUGAAAUGGAGAAAGGACGCACUGAACAGCAACCAACUACAAAAGGUAAAGAAAAGGCUGACAAACGGUGAAAAGAGGCAAGAGGAAAGUCAGAGAAAUGAAAUGAUAAAUAGAUUAAAAGACAAAAUGAAAUAUCAGAGAGAAUACAAGAAAGAAACAACAUUGAUAAUGACUGUGGAAAAUCUGGAAAAGCUAACUGCUAUGAAGAUAAAGCCAUUGAGGACAACACUGGAAAAGGUAAACUAUAUGGACUAAGGAAAAAAAAAAACGACUGAGUAUGAACUUAUAAUGGAGAAUGAAAUGGUUUGUGACAAUUUAUUGAAUGGACUACUAUUAAAUGGUCAAAUGUGUAAAGUGAGCAAACUUUGUGAAAUGGAGAGGGUAGUUUCUUUUUUAUGUUUGCCUAAUUAUAUCAAUGACAAGGAUGUACUACAAAAACUGCAAUGCUGGGGAGUUACACCGAUACUGCCGUUGAGAAGGAGGUAUUACCCAGGGACAAUGGUGGCAGAUGGAACAAGAUUUAUAAGAGUCAAAUUCCCUAAUGACAUGGUGUCACUUCCAUAUAACACCAGUUUUGAAAUGGAGGAAGGAACAAGAGGAACAAGUUUUUCAGAGUCAUUCAUGAUCAGCAAGUAAAUAUAUGCAGAAUAUGUUCAAGUGCUGAACAUGAUCAGAAAGACUACUCACAACUAACGUGCAGAGAAUGCCUGGAGCAGGGGCAUUAUGCACGGGACUGUACAGUCCCAUGGUGCCAAGGCUGCAGAAAGGCAUUGCUAAGAUGCGCAUGUGAAACAGAUGAAGAGGAACAUGAGGAAAUGGAGACGCAUAAUGAAGUGGAGUAUUUGGAGAAGGCUGAUGAAGAAAAUGCAUUACAACAAACAAGUGGAUUAACAAAUGAUAUACUGAGCAGGAUGGAGAAGAGGUGAUGACUGGACUACAGCUAUUUGUGGACAAUAUGGAGCAGAAUGUGAUGGAAAAUAAAGAAGAUAAUAAUGGAACAAAGGACAGUACAACCCUGGAAGAGAGCUGGACAGUCAGGAGAUCUCUAAAGCCACCAAAUUCUCCACCCCAUAUCCGUUGUUCCUUCCUCUAACUUACCAGGUAUGGGAUGCUGACUAUUUUCUCUUAAAAGAGGCUGGACAGGACAUCAUGCGAAAUUCUAGCAUGCAGAGCCACACGCAGCCGUUUGUUGUACUCCGAGCGGGACGUCUCCCAGUUAUCAAUGCCAGCUAUGGCCCACUCUCUACCAAACGGGAGAUCCCCCUAGACUUAGUGCAGUCAGUGCAGCUAUUCCAGCCAUCACCACCAGUUUUCACCCUCAACUGGAAACUCCAGUCCUUUGUCCUGACCAGAUGGGUCUAUGCAUCUUCUCCCAAAGUGCGAGUCCUGUUUUACGUGGCUGGAAGAGACUGGGACAGAGGAGAGAAGGAGAAAGAAAUGAAAGAUGAACUGCCUUGUGUGACUGUUUAUGCCUUCUGGCAGACUCAGGAGGUUCGGGGCUCCUGUGUCAUUGGAAAUGAGCAUGGGACUUGCAUGGCAGAGGUUGAUCCUCCUGAAGGUUGGUUCAGCCCAGUUGAAAGCAGUUCCAGUCGGGAAAGACAAGGGCCAACGCAGGGGAAUCCUGUGGAGCUGUAUUAUCAGGCCCGACCCAGCGCUAACGGCCCAUGCACAGCCAGUGGGGAGGAGGGCAAGAGGUGGGAUAUGGGUGAUGAAAAUGCUGGCCAGCCUCAAGCUGAGUACAUGCCUGUGACCCCAAUGCAGAGGAUCGGGAGUGUUCGGCUCCUGCAGGUCAAACAGGGGGCCAUGCCGGUGUCUGUGCUCAGACUGAGAGAGGCUGUGGUCAUUCAGACCUCCUCAAAACCACUUAAGAAGACUGAUAUUGCCUCCUUUUAUGUGUAUGUGAAGAGCUCAGCCAACCUGAAUACUUUCUCCCUCAGAGCCAUGGUAAAAAAGCGUGUGUGCUUCCGUACAGCCACACCUAGCAACACACUACUAUGGGACAUCACCCUAGACACAGGCCCAGAUGGGAGUGUUGGAGUAAUCUGUCAGAGAAAGUCAACUGCAAAUGUGAAAAGGUUAAGUAAACUCCAAGCAGUUCUCCAGAUGGAUUUUGAAGUGGAGGAUGUCAGCAGUCAAUCAGAGAUUCAGGUGAUUAAGUGGGAGUUGACGCUUCCUGAUGAAGUCAAAAUGAUGGGGGCGUCUGAAGGCACCAUGAGGAUCUACACCACUCAGAGAGACUUUGUAGGCCUGGCUCCUCUAGUUGUGGACACAGAGCUGUUGAACACUGCCGUGCUGACUGGUAAGAGGGUUACGGUGGGAGUACGAACCAUUGCUGUGGAACAGGAUGGUUCUGUAACGGAUGUCUCUGAAUUUGCUGACUGCAGCUCCACAAAUGAAGAUGUUCUUAAGGUGUCUGACAGAUGCAACUUUGUCUAUGUGAAUGGAAAAGAAAGCCAAGGGCGACUGCGGAUGCUGGUGAACUUUACCUACAGCUACCUGAGUGCUCAGCUGGAGAUGAAUGUGUGGUUUCCUCGUCUGCCGCUGGAUAUAGAUGUGUCUGAUACAGAGCUGAGUCAGAUCAAGAGCUGGAGGAUCCCCAUCAUGUCCACCAAAAGCAAACCAGGCUGGAGCAGUGAGGAAGAGCAUAAGGGCCGGGGUUGUAUGCUGCAGUUCCAGCAUGCUCUGGUCCGAGUCCUCACACACUUUGUGGCAGAGCAGUCAGACCCUCGGGAGCCACAGGCCUUCUUCCUGGGCUCUGACUGGCAGGUGGAUGUGACCAGGUUGGUGCGGUACUUCCUGAAGGUGGAGGACACUAAUAUUGCCCGUCUGCAGGCAGGCAGGAUUCUGUCAGGACAAGAUGUGGGCACUACCUCUAUAAAGGUCCUUUCCCCGCUGUCAGACUCCAUCCUGGCGGAGAAGACGGUGAGGGUUGUGGAUGAUCGAGUGACCAUCACUGAACUGGGCCUGCAGUUGGUCAGUGGUCUCACACUCAGCCUGCAGCUCAGUACAGGAAGUAACCGAGCCAUAAGCGCCACGGCAACCACACAGGAAGUACUCAGCAAUCCUAAACAAGAGGCAGUGUUGAGCUCCUGGCUGCAAUUUAGUGAUGGCUCCCUCACCCCACUGGAUAUUUAUGAUCCUACUCACUAUCGCCUGGCUGUGACAUCACUGGAUGAGGGUGUGAUCUCUGUGCAGGACUCACCUUUGACUAUAGUGGCAGAAGGUGAAGGCCAAGGAACUCUGGUGAGAGCCGAGAUGACCAUUUGUGAGGUCUGUCAGAAAUCCAAGCGCAAAAGCAUUUUAGCUGUAGGCACUGGGAGCUUAACAGUAAAUUUCCAGACAAACGGCAAACGUCCUGACAAUAGCAGCACCAACAAUAAUGACACGGGAAACAGCACAGGACUAUUUGCUGGUGUCACUGGGAAAGACAACAGCAGUAAGCGUGGUGAUGAAGGAGAGGAGGCAGACUCUGAAAAGAAACUGCAGCAACCAGAACAGGUUUCAAACAGGAAUUCAGAGUCUGAGCGUGAGGAAAGUGCCUUGAAGAUCACCACCACAGUCAAGUCGACAGCGCGAGACUCAACUGUUGGCAGCAUUGCAAAUGAUUUGGGAAUGGGACGGGCUAACGAUGCCUCAGAUGGAGUCAGUAAACCUGGGAAUGUUGGAAAUUAUUUUAGUACAGGAAAAGCUGGCAACGAUGGUCGCACAGGAAUUUCCUGGAGUGGCAAUGAGGUUCCUGAUGGUUCAAUGUUGAGCACUGGGAAAGCUUCUGGGAACUUAGUGAACUACAAUAAUUACCCUCCCCAAGUGGAAAUCCCCAAUCAGGAGCCAAAAAAUGACAAUGAUGAUGAUGACAACAGUGAUGAUGACAUUGAGGGACCACUAUCAAACCGUCCACUCACAGACCUGGAGAUCGGGAUGUAUGCAUUACUUGGAGUCUUCUGCUUGGCUAUCAUAGUAUUUAUGGUAAAUUGUGUAUCAUACUUGGUUAAAUUUAGGCACAAGCAGACGCCUGGUCAAGUUUCUGAGCAGACUGGUCAUCGGCAUGAUUGGGUAUGGCUGGGAACAGAUGCUGAGCUGGUUAUGAACGUCACUGGAAGCCCGUUACAGCAGGACGCUCAUAAUACAGCCGUGAUCGACAUAGGACCCAAUACAGAGCCUUGUGGUACUCUCACCCGAAGGACCUCUUGCCAGGUGUCUUCUGUAUCAAAUGACUCUAAUGUUUCUUGUAUAGGAUCCCCUACAGUAAAACCAGUCCGAAGUGAAUCCCUACACUCACCCACUAGUAAGAGGAAAAGGGUCCAGUUCACCACCUUCACAUCCCUGGAUCGGCAAACUCCUCCCAAGCUAUUACCACAAGAGAAUGGACAUGGAAUUAACUGGGUGGGAAAGGAGGACAGUUGUAUGACACCCGAGGUGCCAGCUGCUGAGUCUUUGUAACAGCUUUGACUGUUGGCUCACAUGCAGCCUGAUUUAUGCACCCAUAAUGUAUAUCUUUAUACCAGGGCUGGGCAACUCUGGUCCACUGUCCUGCAGAGUUUAGCUCCAACUAUGGUCACCUGAAUGCCUUCUUUCUUUGGAAAAGUCGUAUUGUUGGUCUGUGCUACACAUGAUUAUGGUCAAGAUGAUCAGUACAGUUUCAUUGCUUUCAUAAGGUGUGACAGGUGUGACAUUUUCUUUGUGACUAGACUUUGUGAAAGAUUGAUUCAGCCUUGAUUACUAUUCAUAUAAAAAGGACAGAACACAAUCUUGCUAUUUUUGAGGAUUAUUAAAAGUACAAAAGUACCCCCCCCACC